Molecule: messenger RNA, 1294 nt
Organism: Cavia porcellus (domestic guinea pig)
Lineage: Eukaryota; Metazoa; Chordata; Mammalia; Rodentia; Caviidae
Gene: Mitd1
Product: microtubule interacting and trafficking domain containing 1
Exons: 7
Coding region: 89-838 (249 amino acids)
Biological process (GO): midbody abscission
Cellular component (GO): midbody
Source: RefSeq, a predicted model, not a curated record
GCAAAUGUGCCACGUGACCGUUUCUGGGAAGUGCGGUAAGCGGGGUCUGCUUUAGCCCUGGCCGAGGUGGAGCGGAGUUGUGGCAAACAUGGCAAAGUCCCAAAUAGGGCAGGAUCCUGACAGCAGAGCUGCAAUCACUGUCCUGAGCCGGGCGGUGGAACUGGAUUCGGAGUCCCGGUACCAGCAGGCCCUAGUGUGUUACCAAGAGGGGAUUGAUCUGCUCCUGCAGGUUCGGAAAGGUACUCAAGACCAUAGUAAGAGAUGUUAUCUCAGAGAAAAAAUUACUUGCUACAUGGAUAGAGCAGAAGACAUAAAGAAAUACUUGGAUCAAGUAAAAGAAGACGGGAAAUACCACAAACAAAUUAAGAUAGAAGAGAAUGCAACAGGUUUCAGUUAUGAGUCACUUUUUAAAGAAUACCUCAGUGGGACAGUCACAGAAGUUUGGAUAGAAGAUCCUUACAUUAGACAAACUCAUCAGCUAUAUAAUUUCCUUCGAUUUUGCGAGAUGCUUAUUAAGAAGCCAUGCAAAGUGAAAACUAUUCACCUUCUCACCUGUCUGGAUAAAGGGCAUGCGAAAAUACAGCAAAGUAGUGGCCUGGAAGAAAUAAAAGAGUCCCUCAGGAAUCAUGGAGUGCUGUUGGAAAUAAAAUAUUCUUCUUCAAUACAUGACCGAGAAAUUAGGUUCAACAAUGGAUGGGUGAUUAAGAUCGGAAGGGGACUUGAUUACUUUAAGAAACCACAGGGUUGUUUUUCCCUUGGAUAUUGUGAUUUUGAUUUAAGGCCAUGUCAUGAAACAACAGUGGACAUUUUUCACAACAAACACACACAAAAAAUGUGAUGGUCAGCAGACUAACUCAUAUUAUUUCUACCUUACAUGCCGUCUCACCCCAUUUUCUAUCGCUGUAACGGAAUACCACACACUGGCUACUAUGAAGACUAGAGGUUGAUUUAACUCACAGUUCUGGAGGCUGGGGAAUCUUAAGAGUACCAUGUUGGUGUCUGGUGCAGGCCUUCUUUCUCCACAGGACAUGACAGACGGCAUCAUGGGAGAGACCGAGCUCGCCAGAGAGAGCUCACUUUUGUAACAAAGGCACCUGUGGGAAGCACAGCCAGUCAUGGCUCAAAUCCCACUUCCUAACACUGCUAUAUUGAGGACCAAGUUUCCAACACAUGAACUUUUUGGAGGACACAUUCAAACCACAGAAGUGAAUACUGGAUGAUUUUUUUAAAAAUUCCAACAUAUUUUUAUAAUGUACACAUCUAACAAUAAACUUUCUACAAAUUUCUGAAGCCA